ACAGAAGUGCCGAAGUCAGUCUCGCGCGGAGUAGUGCUGCUGGCUACGCGUAAUCUUUAUCUCGUUUGAUGUAACACCCGUUCUUUUGCCCGUUCGUUAGCUCGAGUGCACAUAAGUAGUUGCAUGUAGCUAAUUCCAUCACGUGGAAGCACAUCUGUUGGAGCUUUUUUUUCACCUAUGUGCAAAUGUGGUGCUGCCAAAUAUAUAUAGGAAUUAACCAUAGUGUUUGACAUAUAUCGGUUAUGAUCAUUGUAUCGUUGUUCUGGUAUAGUCCAUUAGGUAGUGAAAAAUGUUGAACGAAGAAGUGGACGACACCGAGUUCUUCCAGCAGGACUUCACCACUGCCUCGGAGUGGGAGAUAUUUAAUGCGCGGCUGGAAGAAAUAUUCCACGAGUGGAAGUUAUCCUAUGGGACAUCCGGACGCCGAGCAUCACUAAAAAGAGACCAGCUGUCACUUUGCGAGUGGACUCUUUCGCAGGAGAGAGUCAAGUUUGCCGACGUUGAAUUGGAUAUUGUUCGUUACAAAGCCAAUAUCCCAGAAAUCCCGGGUGAAUCGACCGGUAAGGAUGGUGAUGAAAGUGCUGAUUGUCAAGCGUUUGUCGAUUUGAUGGCCAAUGAAAAUGAUUAUUGCAUCAUUGAUCAGAAGGUAGAUGAAGAGUUGCAUCCACUGGCCCAGUGGUACGGACUUAGAGAGUUUGUCGUUGUGGUUCCGGUGAAGAACUCCGUUACCAACGAGAGCCAAAUUCGUAUCCUGAUGAGCUCUAUCCAUUUUGCUGUGUCGGAGAGCAAUUGUGAUGUUCCGGUGUUUGUUCAAGCGUUGGACAAAGUUCAAAAUGUAUUUUUGGGAGUUUGCGAGUUCGCAUCGACGAGAUUAUCGUUUGAUAUUGUCCAUUUGAAUAUAACACCCCCGACGUGCAAGUAUCUUUCGGGAUUGCUCGACGUCUUCAAAGGCAAAAUCGGAGUGCCAUAUGUUGAUCCGGUUGCCGUUUCGGUUCGGUUUACAUACUCGUUGUCCAAGUUUCUGAGUGUUGCGUAUGUCAUCGCUAAGAAGAUUCCAUUCUCCGACACCAGCACAGAAGAAGAUAAAGUAAACUCAAAAAUUUCGCUACCAUUUGGAGUUGCCAUCGAUCCGGUAUCCGAGCUGGUCCUGCAUUGUACCUGGCCGCAUGUGGCCGACAACGUGGUGAUUGAUUCCCAGUCAUAUUCUGACUUUGAUCCAUUGACGGCUCCGGUUUGGAGUUUGAGAACACGCUUUGAAGACACACCGGUAUGCUACAUGUCUGACUGCAUACAAGAAUUUUUGCAAAUUUCCGAGUCACGUCGAGCCCUUACUGAAUAUUUCCCAGAAUUUGCAUACGGAGCUUCACAAAGCUUGGAAGGAACGAAAGCGUUAGAACGUUUAACUGAGUCGAAGAUACCAACAUUGACUUCUGUAAUGUCGGGCUCCACUGCUACUAAAGAUGUUCAUAAAUUGAUUGGCCCUCUGAGCGAUGAGCUUCUAAAAGACAUGCUGUACUAUAUGUUCCCGGAUGCUCAGAAUGAUGCGAUUAACAGCUAUCAGCUAUCGUCACCGGGACAAACGGAAUUUGAUCCACAGAGAAUCAAAACUGCCCAACUGGAUUCAUUGGUUCACCGUUUGGCAACAUUGUUAUCUGUCUGUAACUCCUACUAUGGCGGAAAGCGUGCAGUAGCUCAACUAUGGGCCGAGUUUUCCCAGGAGAUGCGAUACCGAGUAGAACGCUGCAUUCAUAUUCCAGGAGUCGCCGCCGGAUUCCCAGAUUCGAGAACAUGCCUGCUCCACCAGAAGCUGCAAAUGCUGAACGUGUGCAUGGAGCGCAGAAGAAUUCGUGAAGGAGGGCUGCCCUUCUCGAUGACCGGUGGCGAAGAAAGCACAUUGGCAAGCCGCGAGGGAAGCCACGAAUCGGAGGAUGAGUUUUUCGAUUGUUCCGAUGAGGAUGAUGAAGAAUCUAAGAAGCGUCACGCCCCCUGGAAUCAACCGGUUGGGCGUCUCUCGAAGCUGGGCAAAAUGCUACUGGUCGAGUCGGAUGAGCCACUAUACAUUCCAAUCACCCAAGAGCCGGUACCGAAAACCGAAGACCAACUCGAGGACGACGCUGAAGUGAUGCUAAAGCUGGGCCCUGGCAGCGAGUUGUGCACCCAAAUGAUGAGUGCUUCGCUGCUAUCCGAUAUGGAAAGCUUCAAGGCGGCCAAUCCUGCCGGCAAGUUGGAAGAUUUCAUACGUUGGUACAGCCCUAGGGAUUGGAUAGAGGAGGACACCGACGAGAGGGAUCCAUUUGGGAGAAAAGGGCACCUGAGCUCUCGGAUGAUGAUUCCGGGAAAUACUUGGCAGACGGUUUGGGAGGAUGCUAGACCAGUUCCCGCCAGGCGUCAAAGACGCUUAUUCGACGAUGCUAAGGAAGCGGAAAAAGUGCUACACUAUUUCGAUUCAAGAACCUUGGGACAGAUUGCUCAAUUGACAAUGUCGGCGCUAUUCCAUUCAGCUAUCAGAACACUUCACAGUGAAGCUGAAACCGACAUUGAAGUGAUCCCGCACUUUGCCGAGAAUUUUGAAAAAAUAACAAACACAUGUUGCAAAUUAUCGCGCGAAAAUUGGAUUUCCAGCGCGCCAACUUCCCGGGGAACAUCCACGAAAAAGUUCGAGGCGCUGCUCUCCGACAUCACCCACCUGGAGAAUGUGAUUAUCCAAGUGAGAAGCCUACGCAAAAAGCUUUUCUCCUCGCCCACGGAUGGAAACGAUGAAACUUCGGAUACAGAUUCGGAGCGAAAAAUGUUAUCUUCGUUGCUAAAAGCACUCGAGAGCGAACUAGAUGAUGGAGCGAAAAGCGCUAUGGCGAAGCGGGUGCUGGGCAUGUUCACCGAGGCCAAGAUGGCCGCGAAUGAACAGACGAAUGAGCAGACCGUUGCGUUGGUAAGCUUUAUGCUCGCUGAUGGAGCUUAUGUUACCCUACCGGAUCCGGUUGAGAAACAAUUCACCCUGAGACUGGGCGGUAAAACGAUUAACAAAGGCAUUGGUUCUCCGCAGUUCAUGAGGGCGAUCCUGACCCACAACGAAUUCCGUCUUUGUGGAGCGUUUAGCCAGAAUACAACAUUUUAUUAGGUUGCGUUCAGAGUGUAUGUAAUUGAGAGUGGCGGCGACAUGUGCCAGUUGACAGGUCUCCUGCUCGUUUGGAACGCGAUUUUGUAUGGGCAUAACAGAUGAAUUUUGUUCCAAUUUUAACAGUGUCGCCACUCUUAAUUACAUACACGUUAUCAGGUUGCGUUAUGAUCGUUUGUGAAAAUUAUUUGUAAGGCAUGUAUGAAACUGGAUGAACAUAAAAUUAUUCCAUUCAAUGUUUGUUUGAUUUUCUAUUUCAAAAUAAAAUAAUAAAAUAUUGAAAA
Armigeres subalbatus is the source of this 3399-nucleotide messenger RNA. RefSeq names its product rab3 GTPase-activating protein catalytic subunit-like. The transcript has 6 exons. The record is from RefSeq and is a predicted model, not a curated record. Bases 290 to 3118 code for a protein of 942 amino acids. Gene Ontology annotation, molecular function: GTPase activator activity. Lineage: Eukaryota; Metazoa; Arthropoda; Insecta; Diptera; Culicidae. Gene Ontology annotation, biological process: positive regulation of GTPase activity.